CCGCUUCUGAGGUUGUCAUCCUUCUGAUAGCAAUCCGUUGACCUUCAAGACGCGUUCAAGGUCUCUAUAUAACAUAUCGAAAGCGAUCGCAACCUGAGCUUAAAAGCGGAAAGGAGUUCAAGAGAGAAAGUGAUACCUGAAGUGCCUCGCGGAAAAGUAUGGCAGGGAAGAUUACUUUAGGAUUAUUAUUACUCGUGGUGUGUUGGACUUUGACAUUGGCUAUCGUAAAUAAUAAUGGGAGUGAAUAUGCGGAAGAAGAAGAAUCUUUCGAGGAUGUGGAAAAGAAGUUCAAAAAUGCCGCUAGCUCAGCCGUCAAGAAGAUUUUACCUUAUUUACUGAGAGGUAGUUCUGAUGCUAAGGUAUCCGGACAAUGCACGGCAAGCAUCAUGAAAAUUAUAGGUGGUGUACGCAGUCUUCGUGAGUGGGCAGUAAGAUUUAUCGAUGCCUCUGGAAAAAUACCUCCAGGUAUCUUGGAAGGAACUUCUCUCUCUAUUGGUGACUAUGAUGAGUGUUUGGAUAUAGAAGUAGGAAGAAGGGAUGAUCGUCCACUUAGGCCAGAAGAUGUUGCUUUCAGAGGACAAUACUGUUUACUGGAAAGUCACAGGCCGGAAGGAAUUCAGAAAGCUAUCGAUGAUUUUCAGCAUGGUAAUAAAGAAUCACCUAUUGCUAAAACUAAAACUUUUCUGAAUAUGUUUGUCAGGUACAAACAUCUUACAAAUUCUACAUUUAAGCUGGGUGUUUGUGUCCCUUCAAAAUGCUCAGUCGAAGAUUUGGAAAGCAUUCUAGGAACAGAAGCAAUGCAAUUUGCAGGAAAAAUUACAGUAUCGUAUUGCAAACAAAAAGGUCAAGAAGAAACAUCAACAGAACAAAUUGUUUUACUAUGCCUUUUGGGUCUUGUUCUUGCAGUUAUGAUAAUUGGAACAGUGGUUGACAUUGUGAUGCGGCUGAGGCAUGAUGACAGCCAAUCAAAAGCUGCUCCAUGUCAUAACAAUUACUAUGUUCAGAUGAUAAGAAGUGCUUCACUCUACACUAAUUCCUUGGAAGUCCUGAGCACUAAGAAAGUUCAUGAACCUAUAAAAUGCCUGUGCGGAAUUCGAACUAUUACUGUAAUGCUCACUAUCUACAGCCACACCUAUGGACACCUCCAUUUACUGCAUUUCCAGAAAUUCAGCAAAGCUGCUAAUUUCCUGAAAUUCUUCGACAGUUUCACUUUCUCAGGAAUAGCGAAUGGUUCUGUAGGCAUGGACACCGUAGCUUUUGUAGCGGGAAUUACGAUAACUUACACUCGUUGGAGAUACCUGACAGAGAAAAGUAAAGUGAAUUUGAACAUCUGCAAGUUACUUUUGCAUCGUUACUGCAGAAUGUCUGCAGCGCAGCUUCUUACAAUAUGUGUUUUCCUCACGUUUCCUGUCUUUGGAUCUGGACCGUUUUGGGAAGCUUACAUGAAUCCGAUGUUGAAAAAUUGUAGAGAAAGAUGGUGGCUAAAUAUACUGUACAUAAAUAACUUUUUCCAGUCAGUAGAUGUCUGCCUAUACCACACAUGGAUAUUGGCUGUUAUCAUGCAACAAACUCUUCUCUCUGUUGUAAUAAUAUGGAUACUUAAAAAAUCAGCCAGAUAUGGAAUCUUCUGUAUGCUUGCAAUCAUCUUGGCUGGUAUAAUUGGUGUCGCUGUUAUUACAGUCAUUAAUGAAUUGCCAGGAAGUAUGGCGUUCUUUAUGUUGGAUUUCAGAACUGCACCCAUUACAUGGAGGGAUGUUUAUACGUUACCAUACGACCAUAUGGGUCCAUUCUGCAUAGGCCUUUUAGCUGGAUAUUUUCUUGCUUUGAAGAAAGAUCAACUCGAAAUCAGUCGGACAACAACUGUAAUUUUGUGGUGUUCUUCUAUUGCUUGUAAUUCUGCUGUGAUGUUUGGUCUGUACAGUUACAGGCACGGUGAUAAAAUGGAUCUUUCUCUGUCAGCUUUCUAUGCAGUCAUGCAUAGAAAUGUAUGGGCAUUAGGCAUCGGAUGGCUUAUUUUUGCAUGCGCAACAAAGCAUGGAGGAGUUGUGACUCGGGUGCUUGAGUCAAGAAUCUUCCUUCCUCUAGAUCGGUUAUGUUACAUGGCAUUUCUGUUGCACAUUCCUAUCAUGUUUUACCACAGUGGUAUUCUUCGAGAACGUUGGUUUAUGGGACACACAGAACUUCUGUUCAUGGCUAUUGGAUACAUAGUGAUCUCCUUUUUCGUGUCCUUCCUGUUGCACAUCAUAUUUGUGCAGCCAUAUUAUGCCAUAGAAGAGAAGAUUUGGUCGUGUUUCCAGCCAAGUGAUAAGGUGACUUUCGAAUCAAACACUAAUUUGAGAACCGUUGGAACAAUACAAGUCAUCGGCUCCUCGACAGAUACACCUACUGCGAAAAAUGAAUGUAUAAAUCUAGCAUAUUCCAAAACAUUGGAUGGUCUCUAGGAAACAUUUUCAAGUAGAAUAAUUGAAUAAUCUUUUAGAACAGCCUUCAACUAGAAGUGUUGCAUAUUCAUCAGUUUGGGUGAAUAUGAGCCAAAUGCUGAAUCAGCAUCUUUGAACUAGAUCAUUUAGUUUUCCAACCAUUCGGAUAAAUGUCGUUCAUGCAGCCAUUUCCAAGUAAAUCUGUUAAAUAUCCAAGAUCUAGGACUUACUUUGGGCUAAAGGUAUUGCGCUUUCACCAUGUGUUUUGGGUGAAUAUCAGCCAAACGCUGAUUGAAUAUCUUGAGACUAGAUCAUUUAUAUAAGGACAGUUCUGAUAAAUAUUAUUCAUUUAUAAAAUUAGAUGAAACAAAACAACUUUAGAUAAACGUAGACUUGGUAUAAAAUUCUAUCAACUUGAGAACGACUAACGUAAACCUCUCUUUUUCAAAAAAUUCUUAAAAAAUUCUUUUAAACAGAAUUUUGCUCUUCGAAUCCGAAAUAUCUUUUUCCUUGAAACAGUCUUCAAAAAGAGGCCUCUAAGUCAGUUGCUCUCAAAGUCAAUAGAGUUGUAUAUAAAAUUUUACGCCAAUCUAAUGAUUUUUAAGCAAUUUUGUGUUUUAUAUUGAUUUGUGAAUCUUACAUGGCUCACUGAAUAUUCUUGUUGUUUUUUAGUGUCGUAAUGACAUCAUUUUCUGUGACUGUUGAGAUUGUAUCUUCAUAUGCUCCAGUGCUAAGUCAAAAUUUUCUUGUUCGAACCGAGAUACGAGAAUUAUAGUUUUUUAAACAGGUUUACUUUUAAUUAAUAUUGAAAGUGGACUUUUUAAUAAACGGUAUCCAAUUUUUUCCCCAGAUAGGAGAAAAAGUAUAAUUCGCUUUGAUUGUAAAUUUUAGAAGACACAUAAUGCGUUGAACUAUAAAACAUAAGUAUGUAAAAGGAUAAGCAGCAAUGCCAAAAAUAAUUAAGCAGAUCGUAAUGAACAUAAAUUGUAGAUAUUAUAUAUCUGUUACAACAACUUAAUUUACUUUCAAAAUAGGAAAACUCAUUUUCAUCGUUAUAAUUAUUUAUUAUUUAUUAAAAUGUGUAAUUUGAGGCAAUUUCUUCACAAUUAUUCAAUCUUUUAUUACAAAGUUCGAAUAAUCUUAAAAUUCUCACACACAUAUGCAUAACUAAAAACUGUCAAAUGUUGGGCUCCUAAACUUAUUUUCGGCUAUUAUUUAAGAGUUUGCUGCGCAACAAGUGAAAAAUUGCACAUUUUAUUAUCAAAAUUUACAUGUUUAUUAACUAAAACUCGGACCAGUCUUAACAUUUUAAUUGAACUAUUUAAUUGAAUUGCGUGAUAAGAUACAGAAGCUUGAAUUGUUAAGUCAUUAUGUAAACCACACUUAUCAAGGAUCACAAUAGCUUAUCGUUUCAUAGUGGGAAAUAAACUUCAUGGUUUACAAAAUUUAAAAGUAAAAUUUCUAUAUUUAGAAUAAAUAAAGUAAUAAUCACAGUAUAAUUAUUAUUAACACUGUUAAAGACAGAAUAUGUGGAAGCUUACUGUAUUACUGCAAAUUUAGACUGUGAUAUUUAUGAAGUGCUCAAUUAGUAUUUUGAGGUAGUUUACUCUUAUUUACAAUGUAUUCAGACUUACUUAUUUCGAAAGAAAAUUUUAUGUCGGAGAGCAAAUGUUAAGGUUUCGUGCCUUAUGUAAAACGCACAUAGUUUAAGUUUGUGUGCUAUUAAAGAAAUUUGUGGCAUAUGCACUUGAGGAAUAUCUGUUAGGACAUAGAUCCGGACAUUUGAAUGUCUCAAACUGAUAUUUGAUACACGGAUACGAAUUAUUUUGGAUAACAAUUAGGAAAAGAAAUUAACUUAUUUUUAACUUAUUUUUGUACAGUAAAUGAAAAAAGUAUAUGUUUAUUGAUUUAAGUUAAUGGUGAUCUUAAAGAGUAGCAAAAUGAACUCAAAGAGCAUUUAAAACAAAACUAUAUAUAAUUGUUCAAGAAAUUUAAUUAUAAUAAAGCAAUCAAAAAAUCUACAUAAUUACAUAAUAGACAGUGCACGCCCAGCUACCUUUCUCAUUGUAUUAUUACCUCUAUAAUGUUUUAGAAAACCUGAAUCAACAGUGUAAUUCUUUAAUUGCUUACUGGAGCUAAUUCUGAGUUUACAAAUCAGUAUUGCAACAAGAAGUUUUCAAAUGUAUCUGUAAAUAAGUAUUAUAUUAUUUUUAUACGCCAUAUGUACAAAAUGCUCAUUUACUUUUUGAGAUUUUUUAAAUGUUAUGUAUUUUUAGCGUAGACUCUGAUAUGUCAUCUAGUUAUAAAUAUGUGUUUCAGUUACUGAAGAGAAAUGAACGUGUAUGUUCUUCUAGUACAUUUGUGUGUGCAGUACAAUAUUGUUUUCGUUUUUAUAAUCGUAUUCUGAUUUUAUUUCUCGUUCUCUCUUUCAUAACAAUAAUAAUGCUUUACAGUAUAAUGAAUUUGUAUUUAAUUUGAAAUUAGAAUAGAGAAUUAUCUAUGCGUUCACAACAUACGGAUACAAUACUCAAAGCAAUUUACAUCACAGCAUAUUUAACAGACAGUUUUAUUAACUAAAUAUUUUGAAAUUAAUAACUUCAAACUGAAAAGCAAUUCGGUAAACAAUUAAAUAAAACUGACGUAUGUACCUUUAUUGAUCUCAUAUUUUCUUCCAUAACUAAAUCUGAAUAUUAUUAAUUUUUCAUGAAGAAAGUUAUACUGAAACUGUAAUAAAAAGAAACAUACUAUAGUUUUUAAGCUUUAAACAUGGAUUUAGACAGAAGUUUAUCUUCAUUAUGAGCGAAUGCUCUAUUCAAAUCAAAAGAAUACUACAAAUAUAACAUUUAAAGAGCAAUUUUCCUUUAAACUGUGAACAUACAUUAACGGACGUUUUUAAUUUGCAUGCAUACCUAGAGAAUGACUAUAGAGUCAAAGAAAUAACCUCUGCAAAAACUUAAGAGUUGAACUAGGAGUUGGAAAACUGAAGGAAUAUUCUAAAUUCACUAAAUUCUAUAAAUUAAGCAAUAAAAUUUAAGCUUUUCAAUAUUAUAUUGUUGCAAAUUAUUUUAUAACUAGACAGUAACUUUACACAGAUUUCGAAUUCUCUUCAUAUUGGAUAAAAAAUCUAUGUAAUAUUAAAUCAUCAUUUAUUUUUCAAACAAUAUAAAGAAAUUGCACAUGAAAGAAGGAGUACUUCAAGAAUUUAUUCAAGAAUAUCACAUAGCAUUAUGCAUUUCAAGAAAAUCUCAUAUAGGUAUGCAGCCAAGAAAAUAAAAAAAAAAGUCUGGGCCGUUUAUAAUUCAUGGGAAUUCUUUCAUCAGUUAGCAGUAUUUGCCUAAUGACGUGCUGGUCAAUUGCCAGACAUUUGAUAAAUAAAUAAAAUCAGUUAGGAAUAUUCAGUGCAAUUCAUUUCAAGUUUAAUAAUUUUCGCAAAUGUAUUAACUAAAACCAUGAAAAUGUGCGAAGAAAAUAAAGUAAUUAAAAUAAAUAUAUGUAAUAUGUAACAGAAGUUUGAAUAUAGAUGUCUUUCAACGCAACAAUUUAGAAGAAAAUAAUAAUGCUGUUUCGUAUAUGGCAACGAAACAGUUCUGUAUCACCGAUGUUCUACUCCUAAGAACUGUCGAACAAGUGAGUUGCUUUUAUUAUUAUAUGGUUACUCUGUGCUCUUAUACCAAGAAAAUUCGGAUUUAACUAUUUUUAAUGCGAUACCUGGAACAGUACCGAAAUCAAUAAUACAUAUGUGGCACUUUGUUUUAAAUAAUUCUAUUGCACAUUUAUAAGACAGUUAGUGCAGCAGAUGAGCGACGAAACGGGAUACAGAAAAAAGAUAAAUCUAUAUGUACUUCACCGGGCAGAAAACCCGGAUGUAAUGAAAAAUAGAAUUGGGUACACCAAAGUAAAGUACAAAAUAAACCCUGCCAAUUAGCUGAAAAGGAUGCAAUUAAUAUUGGAGAGAGAAGAUUAAAUUUAAGUUCCUUUUCUAAAAACGGGGGGGGAAGAAAGAAACAAAUUUUUAACUUCAAGAAGCAGGAAAAUAGAUAUUACAUGACCGUUUCUUACCAAAGAACAAAUGUGAAUUUAAAGUGAAUUAAAUAUUAGUUAGGGUCAAAAAAAUAGUUGACUCAAUUUCAAAUAAUCUCUGUUCUUAAAUCAACGAAUACAAAUUAAUGGAUGAUACAUAACAUGAAAGAAAAACUGUCGAAAAUUUACUUACAAAGUGUUUUAAUGUUAUUUCCUUUAGUUUCAGUAACAGUGCCAAGAUGAUGAUUAAAUUUGUCUCUCUUGGUUCAACAUAUGUAAGUUGUUAACAUCUCUCUUGGUUCAACAUAUGUUUGUCUCUCUUGGUUCAACAUAAGUUACAACAUAUGUUGUAACUGUCUCCAUGGCAGUAGCAAUUCUAUUUUCAAGAUUAGCUCUCCUUAUAGGUUAAGGUUGCUAGAACAUAUCUAAGGGAUAAUAGCAAAGGAAAAAAGCGUCUCCGCAUCAGUAAUCACCCGGGCUUCUAAGACUUGGUGGAUGCUAUGGACGUAUCCGUAUGACCUUAAUUACACGGUAACAUCCAUAACAUAACCCUCAAUGAAGUCAAAAAAAGGCAUGGCGUUACAUCCGGUAACCUAGGAGGCUAACUCUAGAACAUUAAGCUGUUUCAAUUCAAGCAGGCCAAAGAAGCACUCUAUUAAGAAAAUACUACCUUUCUUAAUAUUUUGAUGACAUUCUAAAAGUUAAGUUUUCGUUUACAUUUAAAGCAUAAGUAAUCAAUUCAGAAUUAAGGCAUGAUAUUAGGUCAUCUAAAAUUAAGUAAACCAUUUUGACCAAUUCCGUUUAUGUCUUGAGAAAAAGAAUGGAUUUUUGUGACAAUUUUUAGCAGAUUUUUCUUGCGUUAACCGUGAAACUUUGAAUCGCAAUAAUUAAUAUAAGUCAAUUUCAAGUAAAAGCAACUUAAGAUAUCAUUAGUUUAUAGUAUAUAUAGUUGUAUACAAUAUAAUAAUGAUCACACUUAAGUGAAAAUAUUUAAACUGAAAACGAACAGUUAAUAUUUUAUAACAAUGGAAUCAUUUAUCAAAAUAUUUUCUUAAUGAGCAUGCAGACAGAAAUUUCUUAAGGAGCAUGUAAGUAGGCAUUUAAAUAAACAGCAUAUAAAUUUGGAAUAAAUGCUUUAUAUGGACGUUUUAAUAUUUUUUGAAAACACUAUACAAGGUAUUUUCUCCCUCACUGCGCAUGCCUUCGUGGUGUAACUGGAAACUUGUUCGAACAUAUUCGGGAAUUUAGAAUUCAAUUCGAGGGCAUUGAGAAUUUCUUCAAUUUCCUGACAUUGAUUUCACCUAAUGAUUCAACAACUAUUUUAGACAUAAUCUUUUAGCUGUGCAAAGACAAAAGUGAAAUUGUAAAUCCUAAUACAUUUAAACUUUCUAAAGUUAAAAGAAAAAAAUUAUGUCUCCUUAGUUUUAUUGAAAGCACGAUUAAUUCUACAUAAGUCCUGGUAUAAUUUUAUGGCUUUUCUGUAGUAAUUGAAUUGAAUUCUGCAAAUAUUAAUACCUUCAUUAGGCAAUAAUUCUUUCUUAAAUACUGUGCAGUGCAAUCUGCUUCGUGUUUACUUACAAAUUAGAAAUAAAGUCAUGCCAUCUGUUUUUUAAAAUGAGAAAUUUAAAUAUUGAUUUAAUCUUAUUUUUCAAACACGAAGAAAUUUUAAUAUUAAUACGCAUAAUAAAUUUGCUUUCAUAACACAAGUGAUGUAACUUAUAUUACAUUCUGAUAUAUCAUUUGCUUAGCGAAUGACCUCAGAUUUAAAUGUUUAUUUUCCAAUUUGAAGCAUGCAGAAACAAAACACAAUUUGAGAAAAUAAGUGUUGGUAGCAUACCAAUUUUAUACCUUUUAUUCCAAUAUACCAUUCCGAAAGAUUUUGUAAAUUAUUUGUGAUUAAUUCUUUCAUUUUUGUCUGACCAGCAUGACUGCUUUUAUCCAAUCACCAAAUUUGAUGUCAGGUGGUAUAUUAUAAUAUUGUUUUAAAAUAUGAUGUUUUCUUAUUUUCUUUAUUAGCCCUAAUAUCGGAAUAAGAAAGUUUACGAAUAUAAAGAUAGUCAUAAGUAUUUAUGCAAAUCUAACUAAUAAAUGCUGUUUAAAUUCAGCCUUUUGUGAACAUAUCUACAGUACUCAGGAGCUUAAGACAUAAAGCAUUUCAAUACAUGUACUCCAAAGAAACAAAAUAGUAUUUCCCUGCCAUAGGAAAUUAGUGAGGAAAGAAAUUUUUUAAGAGACUAUUAAGGAUAUAUUGAUUUUUUUGCCAUAUGAUUUAAAUUUCAGUUUAUGAAAAUGCUGAGUUCUCAGUGUUCCACGUGGUUGACUUUACACCAUCACUGUAUAAGGUGACUCAAGAUAAACCGAAGACUUUAACCGGACAUGGAAGACUUCACUUACUUUGGGUUCGGUUUAUCUUGCUGAAUCCAGUAUUAUCCAACAUAUUAUUGCGUUUGUAUAUAAAUAAUUCUAUUCAAAUGGUUUUACACUGUACUAAAUUUUGAAUAAAAAUUUUGAAUAUAUACAUCACUUACAACUUCUUCUGAUUUUAGCUGGCUACUAAAGUACUAACUGAACGCAAAAUUGCUUGCUUACAAGCAGUUAACAACCUUUCCCUGUUCGGAUCCAUAACGGAUAGUAAUAAUUUACAAACUGAAUUUUAUAUUAGAAAUAUUUCCUAAGAAACAUUUAGAAGUAGAAAUAAUUUAAAGAUUUUAUUUAUACAUGGUUACUAAAUAUAAAUUUUUCAUGCAUUCAUUAGUAAUACUAUCUUUCGUUAGUAAAAGUAUUGGUGUGUAAUAUGAUAGCAAAAUUAUGCAAUUUAAUUAAUUUAAAGAAACUUUGUUAUUAAUUUCGAUGAGAAAAUAUACCAGCAGAUUUGAAUAGUAGAAUUUAUUGAUUAAUUUAUCUGAAGGUUUAAAUUAUGGCUAUAGUAUCUACGUUGCAGUAAAACAUAUUAAAUUACAAUAGUGAAAUUGUGACCUUUAAUCAAUAUAUGGUAAGCAAUUAGAGUCUUUGAUAGCUUCUCAUAUUUAAGCAACCUUUAUGUUUCUUCAUAUCUCACAAAGAAAUGAACAAAGUCAUUUGAAAAUUAGGAUCUAAAUUCAAGCUAGAUAUUCAAGAACAAUGAAAUGAGGAGAAGAAAUUAACCUUAAAGUAUGGUAGAACUAAACCUAAAUUGUAGAUUAGUUUAAAGGAAAACAGAAGAGGAUGUGACAAAAAUUCCAAGCAAUAUAUUUUAUGAAAUGCAUUUUUAUAUUCCUCACAUUAUACUAACUCCUUGGAGCAACAGAACCAAUGAGUUCUGCGUAAUUACUAAAAGUUUUACUUAAUGCCAACCUAAAGUUGAAUACUGCGUGAUUCUAAGCAUUAAAAAAUAGCUAUGUAGAACGUAACACUGUUACUCUAAAAAUUAUAAUCUUUGAUUGAGAGACUGGUAUAAAUCCUCCUUUAUUUGAAAUUUUAAAAAUAUUAAGAAAAGUGUACGUUUUUCUGCUGGUAGUACGAUAGAAUCUGAAAUCAAAGAGAGACCUGAUUGUUUGUUUCUUAAAGUAUGAUGAAUUUAAUAUUUGAAUCAAUACCUAAACGUUUGAACUUCUCCGGUUAGCAAAAAUCAAGUUGAUGUUCAUUCUUUGCUUUUAUAAUUUUUUUACUGGUAAUAAACGUAAACUAAUAGUUAUUUAUGCUAUUAUUAAUAAAAAAUUUAUCAAAUAGAA
This is a messenger RNA of Stegodyphus dumicola, 10150 nucleotides long. RefSeq names its product nose resistant to fluoxetine protein 6-like. NCBI's taxonomy places the organism in Eukaryota, Metazoa, Arthropoda, Arachnida, Araneae, Eresidae. Gene Ontology annotation, molecular function: acyltransferase activity, transferring groups other than amino-acyl groups. The record is from RefSeq and is a predicted model, not a curated record.